UUUAUUUGGACAGACUAAUCUGUGGUUCUCGCUCUUUGAUUGCUGUAAAUCUAAGUUCAUUAUUUAUGGUUCCUUUUCAGUCGUUUCAGCAUUCGAUUACGGUAGUGUAGAUUCCCUUCCUUCUUCUGGUUUCUAUAGGACUCCCUCCCCCAAGAAAAGAAAACAUUUUCCUUAAAAAAUUUUAAGUACUCGGGGUGAUCCGGAGAAUCUGGUGCAUUACCCUCUUUUGAAAUCUUUGUGCUGUUUACGUUGAUGAUCGGGUCUUUCUCCAGUAGUUUCUGUCUGCAAAUGUGCUCUUCAUUUGGUUCUGUUGAAUUGUGCUUCAUGGACUUUUAGAGGCUUCAUGAUGGAGAGUAUCUAGACAAAUUAGCGCUGCAUAGACACUUGGACAAAUACCAUUACAUCUUCAAUAAUGGUUCUAGGAUUGAGGACAAAGAACAAAAGAGGCACUUCUGUUCAAGUUGAUUACCUUGUCCAUUUACAGGAAAUUAAACCUUGGCCUCCAUCGCAGUCUCUCAGAUCCCUUCGGUCUGUACUGCUUCAAUGGGAAAAUGGUGAUAGGAACUCUGGGUGUACUAACCAUGUAAUCCCCUCCCUUGGGUCUGGUGUUGGGGAUGGGAAAAUUGAAUUUAAUGAAUCUUUCAGGCUUCCCGUUACUCUUACUAGGGAAGUCUCUGUAAAAGGUGGGGAUGCUGAGACAUUUCAGAAGAACUGCUUGGAAUUCAACUUGUACGAGCCUCGAAGGGAUAAGACAGUGAAAGGUCAACUCUUAGGAACUGUCAUAAUAGACCUGGCAGAAUAUGGAAUUGUUAAAGAAACCGUAUGCAUAAGUGUUCCAAUGAACUGCAAGAGAAGUUUUAGGAACACAGCUCAACCGGUUCUGUUUGUUAAAAUUCAGCCAUUUGAAAGAAGCAACUCCAGCUCCUUACAAAGGGAGCGGUUGUCAAAGGAAGUGCCAUCAGACAAGGAUGGGAAGGAAUCAGUUUCUGUCCUAAUGACUGAAGAAUAUGCUGAGGAAGCUGAGAUCGCCUCCUUUACUGACGAUGAUGUUUCAUCACAUUCUUCCUUGACUACUUCCUCAUCCACCUUUGAUGCUGCUGGAAGUUCACCACUUCAAAAUGAAGAGAAUGCAUCAGAGUCGGUGAAGAAUGGUGUAGUAAGUCAUAAUGAGGUAGCUGCUGUACCUCUAGAAAAGAUACCUGCAAAACCGGAGGUGAAAACACCUACUACACCAUACACACAUCUGAAGGGGAGUUUGCCCCGUUCAUCAUCAGUAAACUUGUCAUCUGAUCUGGGAAGUCCAGAGAAUGGCCAUGCUUCUUUGUCCAACUUCCAGCAGAGUUUGGCAUCAACCUUGAAAACAUCUAUUAUGGAUAGUGAUCAAUCUUCAUCCAGUGCUUAUGAGAGUGUGCAGGAAGAGGUAACAUCCAGCAAUAGCACAAAAAACCUUGACCAGGAUGAAAAAGUUAUUCAAGAAAUUACCAAUGUUAUUGCAGACAAGGCUUCAUCCUCAAAUCCAGAUUUGCAUAAGGAUGAAAAAGCUGGGCUUGUAACCAUUGUCAAGAAUGAAGUCAAUGAGAAGGAUGAUGGAGAAGCUAGGGAAAAUAUCAAAGAUAGACCACAGGGUGGUACAACAAUUAAUGAUCAAUCUGCAAAUUGUAUGGGGGAGAAAGAUGGAGAGCAAUCAGGAGAAAAUGGAGAGGACAAACAAAUAGAAAAGGAAAAAAACCAUUCUACAGAGGAUGAGGCUUUUAACAGAUCUUCACUAGAGGCUACAAGGAAGCAAGUGGCAUCUGGGAGUAAUACAAUUACUUUUAGCGGGAGAUCACUUGGAAUGAAGGGUAACAUCCAGAAUAUUGAUAGGCUAAAGCAUGUGAAGUCUGUUCGGUCACCCUUAGAGUCUUCUAGGAGCAAUGGAUUUUCAAAUGGUAAUCAAUUAAUGGAAGAAGUAAAAGAAGUUGAUAGUUUGGAAGACACUCUUAGUGGUUCUAGGAAUUCAAUUACAGCUGAAAGAAACAAUGCUGAGGCUGCUUUUAGAGAGAUCCUAAACUGCCAGUCUAAGGUCCAACAACUGGAGCAUAGAGUUGAAAGCCUUGAAGCAGAGUUGAGAGAAGCUGCUGCAGUUGAGAUUGGACUUUACUCCGUGGUGGCGGAGCAUGGGAGUUCUGUGAAUAAGGUCCAUGCUCCAGCUCGACGCCUUUCUAGGCUGUAUCUUCAUGCUUGUAGAAAGUGGUCCAAAGAACAUAGGGCAAGUGCAGCUAGAAGUGCCAUUUCAGGAUUAGUUAUGGUAGCAAAAGCAUGUGGAAAUGAUGUUCCCAGGUUGACAUUUUGGUUGUCAAAUUCAGUUGUCCUAAGAGCAGUUGUUAGCCAAGCUGUAGGGGAACUUCAGCUACCAGUUUCUUCUGGUCCCCACAUUGAAUCUAAUGACAGUAAAAAGGAAAAUGAUAAGAGAUCUUCGUUGAAAUGGAAAGACUCCUCUCUCAACAAGAAAGAGAAAAUUUUUGGUUUAUCUGAAUGCUUUGAUGACUGGGAAGACCCAAAGACAUUUACAACUGCAUUGGAAAAGAUUGAAGCCUGGAUCUUCUCCCGAAUAAUUGAAUCUGUGUGGUGGCAGACUCUGACUCCACAUAUGCAACCAGCUGGGAGAGCAAGUGAAAUAAGUAGGGGGUCAAGCUCAGGGAAAAGCUAUGGAUGGAGGUCUAGUUUGUGUGAUGAAGAUCAAGGAAACUUUUCUUUAGAUCUUUGGAAAAGGGCUUUCAAGGAUGCCUGUGAAAGACUUUGUCCUGUUCGAGCUGGAGGCCAUGAGUGUGGCUGCUUGCCUGUAUUGGCCAGACUGGUGAUGGAGCAAUGUGUGGGUAGAUUUGAUGUGGCCAUGUUUAAUGCCAUUCUUCGUGAAUCUGCUGAUGAGAUUCCAACAGAUCCAAUCUCUGAUCCCAUUAGUGAUUCCAAGGUUCUCCCUAUUCCAGCUGGAAAAUCAAGCUUUGGUGCUGGUGCACAACUGAAAAAUGCUAUUGGGAACUGGUCAAGAUGGCUAACUGAUCUAUUUGGUAUGGAUGAUGAUGACUCACCUGAAGAUGAGAAUGGAUUCCAUGAUGAAGACAGACAGGAAUAUGAUACAUCAUUCAAGUCUUUCCAUCUCCUUAAUGCAUUGAGUGAUCUCAUGAUGCUCCCAAAGGACAUGCUUUUGAACAGGGACAUAAGGAAAGAGGUAUGCCCUACAUUUGGUGCACCUUUGAUCAGGGGGAUUCUAAGUAAUUUUGUCCCAGAUGAAUUUUGUCCUGAUCCAAUUCCAGAAAUUGUGCUUGAGGCCCUGGAUUCUGAGGAUCCUCUAGAAGCCGAGGAAGAGUCUCUGAAGAACUUCCCAUGCAAUGCAGCACCCAUUGUGUAUGCACCACCUUCGGCAGCUUCUCUUUCAGGUUUCAUAGGAGAGGUAGGAAGCCAUUCCCAAUUGCGAAGGAGUGGGUCUUCAGUGCUCCGGAAAUCCUACACCAGUGAGGAUGAACUUGAUGAAUUGGAUUCACCCCUGGCUUCAAUCAUCGCAGACAUCUCACGAGUUUCUCCUACAUCGACAGUCCCGAGUUGGAAAAUGAAGGAAAAUGGUGGUCGGAAUACGGUCAGAUAUCAACUCCUCCGGGAGGUAUGGAGGGAUGGUGAUUAGCUACAACCUAUACGUAAGUAUGUUUUAUCAAUCACAGGUAUAUAUAAAUAAAUACGUGUUUGUACUAUAUUUUAUUCUGAUUUUUUUUGUAAAUCUUGAUGCUGUUCGAGUUAUAAGAGAUGUAGACAACAUCGCUCUCCAUGAGCAGUCUCAGACCGGACCGGAUGGUCUGUCUUUUAGUUAGAAUUUUCAAGCGCAAGUUCAGUUUCAGACUUUCAGACAUUAAGCA
Nelumbo nucifera (sacred lotus) is the source of this 3887-nucleotide messenger RNA. RefSeq lists its product as uncharacterized. The record is from RefSeq and is a predicted model, not a curated record. Gene Ontology annotation, cellular component: nuclear pore. Lineage: Eukaryota; Viridiplantae; Streptophyta; Magnoliopsida; Proteales; Nelumbonaceae.